AUCAGCUUAUAAGCUUCUUGGUAAAGAAGUCCAAAAGUUAAUCGGAUAAUAUUAUUACCAUCCAAAUUCAAACACUUCUCACAUCGUCUCUCGUCGCCGUCGGUAAACCAAAGUCGUCGGACACCGGAAGAUUCAGAAGUCCUUCCUCCGGUGACUUCGUCGGAGUCCGCAAUUCAAUUCGGCAAUAAGAAACGAAACGGCAGGGAGGAAUUUCGCCGGAGAUAUUGACAUCGAAUUCCGUUCAACUAUCUGUUCAUCAGCAUCGCGAUAAACGAAUCAGGUUUUAGUUGAAAUUGUGGAAGAUGAAGAUCACUGUAAUGACAACUGACGAACAAAUCGUCACUCUUGAUGUGGAUCGUGACGAAUCUGUAGAGAACCUGAAAGCUUUGCUGGAAGUUGAGACACAAGUGCCUCUGCAACAGCAGCAGCUUCUGUACAAUGGGAAGGAAAUGAGGAAUUCUGACAAACUGAGCGCUGUAGGCGUUGGUGAUGGUGAUUUGGUGAUGAUGGUGUCUAGUGCAGCAUCCCAGUCUAGUACACCUGCAAAUGACUUGAGCUUCAAACAAGAUGGAUCUGCAGUAAAUCCUUCAGCUUUCCAACAACACUUGCGAAAUGAUUCAAAUUUGAUGGCCCAACUUUUUCAGAAUGAUCCUCAGUUAGCACAAGCUGUCCUUGGGAAUGACCUAAAUAAACUGCAAGAGCUUCUACGUUUGCGUCAUCAGCAUAAAUCAGAGCUACGGCGUCGUCAAGAAGAGGAGAUGGCACUGCUGUAUGCUGAUCCAUUCGAUGUCGAGGCACAAAGGAAAAUUGAAGCUCAAAUUCGCCAGAAAGGAAUUGAAGAAAACUGGGAAGCUGCAUUAGAACACAAUCCUGAAGCUUUUGGAACUGUGGUUAUGUUAUAUGUUGACAUGGAAGUAAAUGGUCAUCCUCUAAAGGCUUUCGUGGAUAGUGGAGCUCAGUCAACAAUUAUAUCUAAAAGCUGUGCAGAACGUUGUGGAUUGUUGAGGUUAUUAGACACACGCUACAAGGGCAUUGCUCGUGGAGUUGGUCAAACAGAGAUACUAGGUCGUAUUCAUGUUGCUCCAAUCAAGAUUGGAAAAAUAUUCUACCCUUGUUCUUUUGUGGUGCUGGAUUCUCCCAAUAUGGAAUUUCUCUUCGGACUUGAUAUGCUUCGCAAGCACCAGUGCAUGAUUGAUCUCAAGGACAAUGUUCUGAGAGUUGGCGGAGGGGAGGUUGCUGUACCAUUUCUACAUGAGAAGGAUAUUCCCAGUCAUUUUCUCGAUGAGAGGGACACCAAGGAGGCUUCGAGCUCAGGAGCUCAGGCAACAUCUGGAGCAACGGAGAAGACUGAUCCUACAAAAGGAAGUCCUUCUGGAAGUGCUGGUGGGAACUUAACACAGGGACCUGAAUUUGAGGCCAAAGUUGCAAAGCUUGUUGAGUUAGGCUUUGGAAGGGAGGCAGUAGUACAAGCUCUCAAGUUUUUCGAUGGCAACGAAGAACAAGCUGCCGGAUAUCUAUUUGGGGGUUGAUUAUUAUCCCUUUUUUGUCAUAGAAUUAAGAUCUGUGGCUUAAUUUGUAUACUCAAAACAUUUUUUUGGGCAUUCAAAUUUGUCUUUGAAAUUAAUUAUAUUGUUGGACACAAAAUUAACCUUGCUUUCCUGCUGAUGGAUUUGCUCAGGGAGUGGAAUUCAAGGUGAAUUAUUUGGUUCUAUGGUUGGUUGGAUGUUAAUUUAGACUUGAUGCAUGAAAGGAAAUUUGUUUUAUUUUCAA
Messenger RNA from Solanum tuberosum (potato), 1770 nucleotides. RefSeq names its product DNA damage-inducible protein 1. Gene Ontology annotation, molecular function: aspartic-type endopeptidase activity; protein binding. Bases 303 to 1529 code for a protein of 408 amino acids. The record is from RefSeq and is a predicted model, not a curated record. Gene Ontology annotation, biological process: proteolysis. The transcript has 16 exons. NCBI's taxonomy places the organism in Eukaryota, Viridiplantae, Streptophyta, Magnoliopsida, Solanales, Solanaceae.